AUGAAGGGGCAUCUCCCACCAGAGAUCGCGGGGCGUAUCCAAGUCGUCGUUGCUGGCGAGCCCGUAGUUGACCGUCGUCAGCCGUACGGAAUCCCGUAUAAGACUGUGCUGAAGGAGCAAGACGCUAAUCGUCGACGCCGUGUGAAGGCGUCCAAGGAUAGUGCGUCGCCAGAAGACGGCAGAAAGGACGAGGGGACGGCUAAGAAGGAUGCUGACGUUACACUAAUCAAGUGCGCUGUUGAAGGCGACCCUGGGGACUACCAUGAUAAUAGUGGCGGAACUGAGCUUGGAUGGCCGCGUAGUCAAGACCAUAAUCCUGGCGCGUGGUAUCAUUUCAACGGACGGCUGUACACCGUGCCGCAUUCGCCGUGCACGGAUGCAGAUACGGAGGAUAACGGUACUAGUAGUCGGUGCCUAACUGAAUCGGAAUGCUCCGCGUCCGAGGCGGAUGAGUGGGUGGCGUCUGACGACGACGUAGUGACCGAUUCAGACAACGAUCGUCCUUCUUUCUCCCACGCAUGCCCUCCAGGCACACCCAACGGCACCGAGGCCGCAGGCGAAAUCAAGGCGCGAAAGCGCCCAGGAACAAGGAAGAGUACCACAAAAGACGCUCCCGAUCCAAUGUCGACUGUUCGGCGAGUGGUCCCGCACAAGAACCGGACCUCCGCGCGUACAAGGGACUUCAUCACGAUGUAUGCUGACACGGGGGUGGACAAUUUGAGCGAAAGCGCUUUACGCGCCGCUAUGCUGAAGGGGGAGCGGCUAUCCCUGGUGGACGUGGAUGUUGGAGAAACAGCUGAGGAUCCUGUUGAGGAGGAGGACGGAGAAGGUCCCAUGGAGCAAGUUACGACGCACCUGCUGGGGGACGAGUGGGCAUGGCUGGAAGAUGUUGACACCGCAACUGAAGUAGGGAAAAGCCCGCCCGGUCCCAGGCAGUCCAAGAAUGGGAUCGGUCAGACGCAUACGGCAAUCGCAGGCCCUGUGAUGUCUGCGACAGGGGCGGGCGCAUCUAAGCCGGUCGUCAAUCCAUCUAAACCCCUGCCCAUCCCACCCGUUGCACUGUCUGAACCCUCACGUAACAUUGUUGCUUCUCGUGACCAAGUGCAGGCUAGGCCGUCACAUCCGGGUAGUGCAAUGGAUCAUGCGGCAUUCUGCUCUCCUGGGAGAGCUCCUUUCAGUUCUCCCCGGUCUGUCCCUAUAAGCUCACCACCGUCACAGGGCCCGGCAAACUACACCCCGGUUCGGCGCGUGGAAGCUUCACCUGCCCGAGAGUCCGGCGCAUCUGCAUCGCACGGAGGUGGGAAAGGAGAUGAGGAGCGAGAUGUGCGCGGGGCGACACCUGAGACUCGGCGGGUUGCAGAGCUGGAGGAGGAGAUGCGUGAACUCAAGCAAAUGGUGGCGCAGAUGAGAGGCACCCGCGGAACGCACCAGAUGGAAGCGGACAAGGAGCCCGCGUCAACCAGUGCGGAGUACGUGACACCGAAGAAGGAGCCGACGUCGGGCAAAUCCGUACCAUUGCCUACCGUGUCGCACCCGCUCACGCCGCCGGGAAUGCCUGCAGAUACGGCCCCGCAUAAGACGGAGGUGAAGCCGUCGUAUCGCGGAGCAGCUGGUGGGCGGACCAAGACUCCUGGGGCGUCAGAUGAAGCACUUGAGGUCCCCUUACCUGCCAAUCCCCUGCUGUAUGACCCUCUGGCUGAUUCACCCGCGGAAGCGUCGGACCACAAUGUCGCAACGCGUGGCUUGACGAAGGAACCGCAUGAUAGACCGCUAAAGAGGAUGCUAUUCAACAACCCGCUAACCCCUUCUCUCAGGACUGGGGUUCCCCCCAGGCAGGAAGGUGCGGCGGGCGGUGCAAGUCGUGGAUUGGGGGCGCACGGCGAAUGCGCAGGCGACCCGCGGGUGAGCGCUCAUGGCGGACCUGCAGUGGGCGCCCUCGUGCGAAGUGGCGGGAAACGUGACAGGGGCGACGAUACGGCGGUGUACAUCGUGGUGGACUACGACCCUGACACACGGGUAGCCGGUCUUCCUAGAGGGAUGCCAUCGGAUGAGCAUAUCCAUGAGUACGCAAAGCACGCGUGGGAGCUGAUGGUGCGCCACACCCGGGCAAAGGCGGUCACAUACUUCCCGAAGAACGGCGUACGGAACAAGGCCCUUCGCCUAUCCCUGCGGCGACACUACGACGUGGUGGCUAUCGACAUCAGGGUGGCUAUGGGGAAGACGAAAUACAGUGGCAAGGUCGGCAAGGUGUUCUCGAAAUUCUGGAAUGAAUCAUCUACGGAAGCGCGACAUGUCAUCCUCACCGCGCUUGAGAUCGAUGCCGGUGGCCCGUACAAGCAGGAGAUCCACCCCGUCAAGAAGGCCUCACUCUGGCGGUCAUAUGGUCCGAGGAUGCACGCAGGAUUUCUGAUCUCCUUCUGGAGUCACGCUGAAAGGGACCGGAGGCCCUUCACCAAUGCGCUCUUCAUGAAUGCGUGUCUCGCGGCAUACCCAGAGUGGGAGCGCGGGACUUGUCUUGUGCUUGUGCCCUAUCACAUCGCAUGGGUCAUGAUGUCG
Closterium sp. Naga37s-1 is the source of this 2556-nucleotide messenger RNA. The record is from the annotation of a GenBank genome assembly. NCBI's taxonomy places the organism in Eukaryota, Viridiplantae, Streptophyta, Zygnematophyceae, Desmidiales, Closteriaceae.